GGGUUAAGUGUAUAUUCCCUCUGGGGUUAUUUGACAAAUAACUUUUACUACAAUAAAGAAAAAGGGACCAGGACCUGACAAAGCUCAAGUUUAGGGGACAAUAGAUCUCUGCCUUCCUCUGUAUUAUAUAGGAAAUAUUAAGCGCUAAAUUCAUUAACUUGCCUUUUUAUUCUCUUUUCUAUACAGAUUGCUACAGAGCUUUUCCUGCUUUUUUUGGACUGUGAUUUUGCUGCUACACCUGCCUGAUAACACCUGGGUUUAUUUUUGGCUUCUCCAUUGUUCAGUCACAUCCAUCUUCAUCUGAACAGUGUAAGAGAGAGCCAGGGGUUCCUUAGGGAGACCCCCUUGGGGUGCCCCGGCCUUGUGCCGCCCCCUAUUUUUUUAACAUCGGAGAAUCUUCUUGAAGAGGUGUCGACGAUGGAGGAGAUAACGAUCAAGACAUCUCUCCUGACGCUGUACGUCGUCCUGGAGGACUUCAGGGAGGAAGACACCGACUUUAAGGCCCUUGCCUCUUAUUACGAACAUCACUACCGGGUCCACUUCGGCAAGAACGUCGUCCUAGAGGACUUUCUUCUUCUCUAUUACAUCGACCCGAGGACGACGCACAGAGACAACAUUUACGAGUACUGGGUGAUGAUCGAUUAUCUGGAAGUGCUCGAGAGGGAGUGUGUCGCCCUCUACAGUGAGGAGUUGCUGCCUCCUGAAGCAUCAUCGGAACACUGGAGAUGGGGGCAGCAUUUCGAGUAUCUGCGGCUGCAGAAUACUAUCCAAUGGCACCUUCACCAGCUUGCCAUGACGCUCUGGGAGAGGGAGCAGAAGCUGCAGGAGGCUGCUGGUGAGGAACAAAAGGCAAGUCCUGCAGCUGAGGGAGAGGACAAAGGAGCUCCUGCAGUGGAGGAGAGAGAAGACGGAGCUCCUGUAGAAGAACAAGCUCCUGCUGCGGAGGAGGAGAGAGACGAGGGAGCCUCAGGGGAACAACAAGCUCCUGCACCGGAGGAGGAGAAAGCAGAGGGAGCUCCUGAAGAAAAACCAGCUCCUGCUGCAGAGAGAGAAGAGGGAGCUCCUGGAGAACAGCAAGCUCCUGCAGCCGAGGAGGAGAAGGAAGAGGGGACUGAUGGAGAACAACCAGCUCCUGCAGUGGAGGAAGAGAAGGAAGACGGAGCUCCAGGAGAACAACCAGCUCCUGCAGUGAAGGAGGAGAGAGAAGAGGAAGCCUCUGAGGAAAAAACAGCUCCUGUAGCAGAGGAGAAGGAGAGAGAAGAGGGAGCUCUUGGACAACAGCAAGCUCCUGCUGCAGAGAGAGAAGAGAGAGCUCCGGCAGCAGAGGAGGUGAAGGAGGAUGGAGCUCAAGAAGAACAUCAAGCUCCUGCAGCGGAAGAGGAGGAGAGAGAAGAGGGAGCCCCUGGACAAGAGCAAGCUCCUGCUGAGGAGGAGGAGAGAGAGGAGGGAGCCCCUAGGAAACAACCAGCUCCUGCAGCGGAGGAAGAGAAGGAAGACGGAGCUCCAGGAGAACAACAAGCUCCUGCUGCUGCGGAGGAGAGAGAAGAGGGAGCCCCUAGGGAAGAACCAGCUCCUACACCGGAGGAGGAGAAUGAAGAGGAAGCAGCUAAAGAACAAGCUCCUGAGGUGGAAGAGACCAUCGAAGAUCCUCCGGUGGUAGAAAGGCCGACCCUCCGAAAACGGGUCAGGAAGGCCAUAAUGAAGAGGCUCCGUAGGGUUUGGCAUUCCACCCAAAGACUCACCUGCUGCCGCCGACCCUCCACCACGGCCUAAAUCCUUUCCUUCCAACCUACCUAUCCCGAGAGCGUAUGUCUGUGUGUGUCUGUCUGUUAUGUACAGGAGGGAGAGUGGGGGUUGUGUACAGGAGGGAGAGAAGGGGGUUAUGUACAGGAGGGAGAGUAGG
Xenopus laevis (African clawed frog) is the source of this 1903-nucleotide messenger RNA. Its product is annotated as fibrous sheath CABYR-binding protein-like. Lineage: Eukaryota; Metazoa; Chordata; Amphibia; Anura; Pipidae. The transcript is spliced from 10 exons. The coding region runs from base 418 to 1773 and encodes 451 amino acids. The record is from RefSeq and is a predicted model, not a curated record.